AUGGUGCUGCUGCUGGUCAUCCUCAUCCCGGUGCUGGUGAGCUCGGCCGGCACGUCGGCGCACUACGAGAUGCUGGGCACCUGCCGCAUGGUCUGCGACCCCUAUGGGGGCACGAAGGCGCCCAGCACUGCCGCCACGCCCGACCGCGGCCUCAUGCAGUCCCUGCCCACCUUCAUCCAGGGCCCCAAAGGCGAGGCCGGCAGGCCGGGGAAGGCGGGCCCGCGUGGGCCCCCCGGCGAGCCUGGGCCGCCGGGUCCCGUGGGCCCUCCGGGCGAGAAGGGCGAGCCCGGCCGCCAAGGCCUGCCGGGCCCGCCCGGGGCGCCCGGCCUGAAUGCGGCCGGGGCCAUCAGUGCCGCCACCUAUAGCACGGUGCCCAAGAUCGCCUUCUACGCCGGCCUCAAGCGGCAGCACGAAGGCUACGAGGUGCUCAAGUUCGACGACGUGGUCACCAACCUCGGUAACCACUACGAUCCCACCACGGGCAAGUUCACCUGCUCUAUCCCGGGCAUCUACUUCUUCACCUACCACGUCCUGAUGCGCGGAGGGGACGGCACCAGCAUGUGGGCUGAUCUCUGCAAAAACAACCAGGUGCGAGCCAGCGCCAUUGCCCAAGACGCUGAUCAGAAUUACGACUAUGCCAGUAACAGUGUGGUUCUCCAUUUGGAGCCGGGAGAUGAAGUCUACAUCAAAUUAGAUGGCGGCAAAGCCCACGGAGGGAAUAACAACAAAUACAGCACAUUUUCUGGAUUUAUUAUUUACGCUGACUGAUCACGCAGAAACUAAGCUUAUUAUUCUGAGUUUGAACACUGGAUUCGUAUGGCUAACGUCCGUGAAUCAAGGAUCCCAGGGGAUGCCGGUUGCAGGGCACCUCAGUUGUGUAUAUGUGGGGAAUUCAAAUGCUACCUGACUCACAUCUGUAUACGCAGAAACAUUAUGUAAAAAAAAAAAAAAAAAAAUUAAAAGCAAGAUAAGCAGAUGUGUUAUCCACUACCGCCAAAGCAAAUACUCCUCCUUAUCGUUAGUGUCCAUGUGAAUGAAGUCCUAUAUAGAUCACAAAUUUUUAUAGAAAAAUCUAAGACACUGAAUUAUUUCUCCAAUAUAUCUGAACUUUGGUGUACUGUGAUCUUGCUGCUUUUAUCCAUAUGUCAGCUUUGGUUCUUGUGAGUUUACCUGCUUAUUAUGAUACCUGGAGUCCAUUCAUAGUGUGGGGAGAAUUAUAUUACCCUGCAGGAGAAGGUCUGAUUGAAACAAUGCUGCUUGUCCCCAAAGAAAUUGUUUGCCUUGUACUUUUGUUAACUUUAGAGCUAGUCCUGGGAAUGAUUCAACUUCAAGCCUUAACCUGGAAUUUUCUGGAUUUGAGGGAAUUCCCAAGCCUAUGAUUAUUUUCACAUUUUCUUUUUUCUUGUGAAUUUUCUUUUUUCUCUUUCCCAGUGAUAGUCUUUAAAAAUAGAGAUCGAAACUGUAUCAUAGAAUUACCCUCUAAGUGUGAAAAUGUGUAAUUAUGUAUGGUAUUUAGAAAAUCCCCUGUAUGUCCAUUUUGUCCAUAGGAUGCGUUUAGAUUUACUUAGAAAGUCAGAGAAAUUUAUUCUUUGGUGUUAAAUCAGACUGAGGCUUUUGCCUUCUUUGGAACAAAAGAUUAUUCAUAACCCAAUGCACAGUGGUUUAAUUUGAGCUACUGCACGGGUCACCAAGGGGACACUAAGUAAGGCCUUCAAAUAGUUACUACAAGUCACGGCCUGAGGUUAUUUCAAAAUGAGCAAUUUCACAUAUAACCAAUAAGACAACAAAGUGUAUAUAUUUUAUACAAAUACCUGCUACAUAUACAUGUAUUUGUGUGUACACACACACACACACACACACAUAUGUUAGAUCAAAUAUAAUAUAUACAUGGCUUCAGACCAUAGGCACAGUGGCUGUAUAGCCUCAAAAAUUUAAUUAAAAAAAAAGUAUGUGUAUAUAUACACACAAACACUCAUAAAUUAUUCGACUUUUUUUGAUCAAAAUAUAUUUUGGAUUACAAAGGCAUAUGGAAGAGUAAAAUAAUUUAAGUGGCUUCUCUUUUAAGAGUUACCCAGAAAAUUAAAUUUUAUUCGGUUAAAAUGCCCUAUACAUCACAUGUCUGUAAAUUAUGCCUAUGGCUUCUUUAUUACCAUUUGCCAAUCAAUAUUUCCACUGGAUUCUGUGGAAGACUGUUAAUAUUAGGACUGCAGAAACAAAGUGGCUCUCUUUUGCAAUGUUUAUGAAUCAUAUGCAUUUGAAUUAUCCAUUUUUUCCCUUUUUUCUCAGGUGGAUUAAAGCUGACGGUAAAGUAGAUGUUGAGAGUAGUGUAAAUCAUUUCUCUCUGGCUAAAAUACAUUGCCAAAAGCCAUCUCUUUAAUCUAAGAAAAAGAUUAAAAAUGCAUGUUGAUAGGUCCUAACUAUCAGACAACUUCCACUAUUACGAUGAAAAAUCUACACCCCUGUCAGCUGCCUUUGAAGACUCUUUGAGCAAGUUGAUUUGAAAAACAGGGAUUUAAAAAUCUGCUUGUUUUACUGGUGAAGGACAUUUGCAUUCUUUCAUUUAAAGGAAUUAGUUUGUUCUCCUGGCUUGUUCCUUGUGGGUACUUUCUGUUCUAAUACACAGAAAAAACUCGAUCAUCUCUGAUCCACAGAAAUAUCUCGUAUUUAGAAAACCUCAACUUUGCAUAAGAGUUACGUGUGGUGUUCCCAUCUGAAGGUGCUGUUGGCUUGGUUUAAAUGCCUUGGUCUGAGUAACUGUCAUGAUUUUUAUGAUUAAAAACACUUAGCCCAUUCA
Neogale vison (American mink) is the source of this 2794-nucleotide messenger RNA. RefSeq names its product complement C1q like 3 (gene C1QL3). NCBI's taxonomy places the organism in Eukaryota, Metazoa, Chordata, Mammalia, Carnivora, Mustelidae. The transcript has 2 exons. The record is from RefSeq and is a predicted model, not a curated record. Bases 1 to 768 code for a protein of 255 amino acids. Gene Ontology annotation, molecular function: protein binding.